Ramularia collo-cygni is the source of this 2907-nucleotide messenger RNA. RefSeq lists its product as uncharacterized. The transcript has a single exon. The record is from RefSeq and is a predicted model, not a curated record. Gene Ontology annotation, molecular function: transmembrane monodehydroascorbate reductase activity. NCBI's taxonomy places the organism in Eukaryota, Fungi, Ascomycota, Dothideomycetes, Mycosphaerellales, Mycosphaerellaceae. Bases 1 to 2907 code for a protein of 968 amino acids.
AUGGCGACAACGGAUGGCCUGUCCGGCCCGGGCACCAGCUCCUACGACAGCAAUACCAUGGCCGUGGGCGAUGGAACGUGGGAUAGCGAUCGCAACAGCUUCCUGCUACCAAAUCUGCAAGGCCUCAACUUCGCGACGAUGCAAUACAAUGGCAUGGGGAAUCGCUUUCGAGACCUGCCUCAAUACCAUAACCUGAUCAUGGGUCAUGGUAUCAUGGCUGCAAUCACCUUCUUGGUUAUUGUGCCUGCUGCAAUCUUCAUUGCGCGCUUCUACCAUGCAUCCGGACGCACUGCAUACAAGCUGCAUGUAUACCUCCAAAUCUUGACCGUCUUUGCGGCUACAGUCGUCCUGGUAUUGGGCUGGUUUGCAGUUGGACCGGAGAGGAGCUUGUCAAAUCCCCACCACGGUAUUGGAGUCGCCAUAUACGUCGCUGUUCUUGUACAGUUCCUCUACGGCUGGUGGAUGUCGAAACGAGAACGCAAGAGGAAGACUGCACAUCCUACAAUCCCGCUCAAGGUGCACCUUCAUCGAAUCUUUGGCCGUUCUGUUGCAAUCUUGGCAUUCGUUCAGGUCGCUCUGGGAUUGACGCUAUACGGCUCGCCCAAAGCACUAUUCAUCUUGUACGCUCUGUAUGGAGCGUUGGUCAUAUUGGCUUACCUCACGCUCGAAUACCGAAACAAGCCUCGUUUUGGAGCAGGAGUUCCCCUCCCUGGACCACAUUCCGAUUACCCUUCCGAUUACUACUCCGACUACACCGGCAGCUACCUCACCGGUAGCCGGACUGACAUGACGCGUGAUCGGCGGAGAGACGAAGACAAGUCUUCCGGCUGGGGAAAGAAGCUGUUAGUCGGAGCAGGAGCUGCCGGAGCUUACAAGUGGUGGAAAGGACGACAAGAUCGUAAGGAGAUCGAUGAGAAGGAAAGCGAUUAUGACCGGAGAGACGAGCGUAGAGACGAUAGAAGCGACCGAAGAGACGACCGGAGACACGGAGGACCACCUGGUCCCUCAGCAUAUUCCGAGGCCACCUCAAUAGGGCCUCCCGUGCAGUACGGUCGACCUGGCACUCCAGGUAGAAGACCGCAGGGCGGACCACCUCCACAUGGGCAGUACAAUGACCAGCAAACCCCACACCGACCGAGACACAACGAAUCGGAGAUGUCUCCCGAGAGCUGGGACGACAAAGAUGACAGACCGCAGGAUAACACCUGGCGUAAUCGACUAGUGGGAGGUGCUGCAGGUAUUGCGGCUUUCCAGGGCGUCAAGAGCUUAUUCGGGAGCAAAAAGAAGCGCAAGGACGGGUACGUCGACUCUGAAGUCAGCUAUAGACCGCCACCGCAACAUGGACGUCAUCAAAGUAUGGUCAGUCAAACGGACGUUUCUCGCGUUGAAGCAGGCCAAGCCCCUUUCUCGCCAGAGGAUCAGAGGGGCAACCGGCGAGUUCACAUAGCAGACACGCAGCCCAUGACACCGACGCGGCCAUCAAAUAGAACGCGCCAUAGUGUCGACUCACUCUCCUACUCUGAAGCCACCAGCUUUGCGCCUCCACGAAGGCAAAUGGCGGCUGAAGGCCCAAAUCUGAGAGAAAGCAUUGCCACUAUGGGUGCAAUUGCCGGACUUCGGGAUUGGAAUCAGAGGCGGAAGAAUCGCAGAGAGGAUGACAGGCUCGAAAAGGUCAGAAAGCAAGAAUUGCAGCACGAAGCGAGCUUCAACCGCCGCAAUUCAGAUCGAUAUCCGCGAGCGCAGGAUGCGAGUGGCAGGCGGGAUAGCCUGUCAGAUACUAUCAUGACCGGGCCAACAGCACAGGACCAUACUUUGGGCAGCCCGAGCGUCAGACCUGAUACCUCCCAUCCUCCACUGCCGGCUGCAACUAGUUUGUUGCCGCAAGGUCAAUAUCAAAGCGAGCAGCCGUGGCAGCAACAACAUCCACAGCCACCACAGCCGCCCUAUCACGACCCAUACCAGCAGUCGCACCAUCAACAGCAGCAGCAGCAGCAGCAGCAGCAGGUCGUGUUCGACUUGCCUCCGCCUCCACCGGGUCCGCCACCCAAUGCAGCAAGACCGCUAGACUACCUACCGCCACCGCCAGGAUCUUUACAGAUGCCGCAAGGAGUCAUGAACCCCGAUCCUUCAAGACUCGUUGGAGAUCACCAGAACCCAAGCCAGCCGGUCAGCAACUUCCCAGCUGGUCUGGCAGAUACGGGCGGCGCAGCAGCGGGACUUGCAGCAGGCCAUCAUCAAAGAACUCAAUCUGAAUCUCCAUCUCGACGAAGUGCAAGGCCUGAUUCUCAAACUCGGUAUGGCGCGAACCAAACCCGCCGUGCGAGCGCAACCUCCGCCUCCAUCUCUCAAGUCAACACCAGCUCCGGCAUCAACCCACAAGCAAGUCCUCCCGUCAGCGUCAAAGUCAACAUGCACCCCGACGGCCGACACGUCACUCUUCGUCGCCUCAAUGAUGAGGAAGCAGCCGCAGAACGCGCCUCGCGAAAACGUGGAGGAGACAAGAAGAAGACCCGACGGAACUCGAGUCUAAGCUCCGGUGUCGACAACGACGACGGUGGGGGGAGAUAUCGUCGAAACGGGAAUCACAUUCGAAAUUCCAGCCAGCAACCCAUCAAGAACAUUCCUCCUCCACCCGCAAUGUCCAAUACCGGGGGAGCAGCCAGGAGAGAUUCGGAAUUGAACCUCCCUCCUGUUCCUCCAGGACAUUCCUCACAGGUCUUAUCGCAAGCGACUGGGCCUGCGGGGAGUGGGAUGGUGGGCAGUCCAGGGAAUGCCAACGAUGGGACGGAUAUGGGCACUGGAACGGAUCUGAGCAAUUUCGAUAAUAAUCGAAGGAGGAGGAGGGCUGAGCGUGCGAGAAGGAUGGAGGCCGCCAAUAGAGGAGGGAAAGGUGUGGAGUUCUCUUGA